Messenger RNA from Rhizoctonia solani, 1581 nucleotides. Its product is annotated as stress-induced-phosphoprotein 1. The record is from RefSeq and is a predicted model, not a curated record. The transcript has 12 exons. Gene Ontology annotation, molecular function: Hsp90 protein binding. Bases 1 to 1581 code for a protein of 526 amino acids. NCBI's taxonomy places the organism in Eukaryota, Fungi, Basidiomycota, Agaricomycetes, Cantharellales, Ceratobasidiaceae.
AUGUCUGACGCCAACACACUUAAAGAUCAAGGCAACAAGGCCUUCGCCGCCAAACGCUACGACGAGGCUAUUGACCUAUUCACCCAGGCCAUAGCCCUGGACCCGUCUAACCAUGUAUUGUACUCGAACAGGAGUGCAGCCAAGGCUGGGAAGAAGCUGUGGCUCGAUGCUUUGGAAGAUGCUGAGCAGUGCAUUAAAGUAAACCCUACCUGGGCAAAAGGUUAUGCGCGAAAGGGUGCGGCGCUUCAUGGUGCUCAACGAUGGGAAGAAGCAAUCGCCGCGUACGAAGAAGGUAUUGCGAUUGAAGACAGUGCGGCGCUUCAGAAGGGGCUCAAAGAAGUUAAAGAGGCUGCAGCAGCUGCUGUUGGAAACGAUGAAGGUGUAUCGGGCAUCGCAAAGAUGUUUUCCGAUCCAAACCUGUUUGGAAAGCUGGCGAGCAACCCAAGGACGUCGCACCUCCUUGCUGACCAGAACUUUGUGAACCAGUUGAAAUUUAUCCAGGCAAACCCAUCGUUGGCUGGAAACUCGUUCAACGAUCCUCGUAUGAUUUCACCCGAGCCGGAAGACGAAGAAUCUAAAGAGAAGAAACGCGUCAAGGCCGAGGCGGACGCCGAAAAGGCAAAGGGUGCAGCAGCGUACAAGGCUAAAGACUUCGAGGCCGCAGAGCAGGCAUUUAGUAAAGCUUGGGAGAUCUCGCCGACCGAUAUUACUUAUCUGACUAAUCUUGCUGCCACGUACUUUGAAAAGGGAGAUUAUGACAAAUGCAUUGAGACUUGCGAAAAAGCUAUUGAUGAGGGGCGCAGCUUGCGAGCUGACUUCAAGUUGAUCGCUAAAGCCCUUGGUCGAAUUGGAACAGCAUACUCACGUAAAGACGAUCUCGAUAAUGCGAUCAAAUACUUCUCCAAGAGCUUGACGGAGCACCGAACACCAGAUAUUCUUAAUAAGCUUCGGGAUGCCGAAAAGUUGAAGGAAGAACGUGUCAAACAAGCAUACAUCGACCCCGAGUUGUCUGCAAAGGCCAGGGAGGAAGGAAAUGCGCAAUUCAAGGCCGGUGACUUUGCCGCAUCUGUAAAAUCGUACACCGAGUCAAUUAAACGCGAUCCAAACGACCCCCGCGGUUAUAACAACCGCGCCGCGGCAUACAACAAACUCGCCGCGUUACCCGAGGCACUGAAAGACGUUGAAACCGCUAUCAAAGUUGACCCCAAGUUUGUCAAGGCCUACAUUCGAAAGAGCACAAUUCUAUUUGCGAUGCGCGAGUACACCAAGGCGAUGGAAGCCGCACAGGAGGCGACGGCGGCCGACACAGAGAAGCAGCAUACGCGGGAAAUUGAACAGCAAAUGGAGAAAGUGGCACGCGCUCUAUAUGAACAACAAUCUGGGGAAUCGGAUGAGCAGACGCUGGAGCGUGCAAUGAGGGAUCCCGAGGUGGCCUCGAUUAUGACCGACCCUAUUAUGCAACAAAUCUUACAACAAGCACAGCAGAACCCUGCUGCGUUGCAAGACCACAUGAAGAACCCGAUUGUUGCGAAGAAGAUUCAAAAGUUGAUAGCUGCUGGUAUUAUCAAGACAAGACGGUAG